AUGCAAGCAGUGGCCCUGGCCAUUAUGGGGGAAUGGCCGACAGAAACCAGCUUAUACCACCAAGUGAUGCGUAAGCUCGUCAGCCAUGACACAGAUACUCACGGUCCGUUUCGGCCGUUCAUAGACGAUGCCAAUGCAUCACGACGUCACUUUGAGAUACUGACAAGUAUGCCCGUCACUACGGCAGAAGGUGAGCAACGUGUUCACGGGACGUCCAAUCCAUGUACUAAGAAGGCAGUGCUCAAUUUUCCAGAUCUGCAAAUCCGUAUCCUGAGGCAAGACGAGAGGGGUGUCUCACAAAUACUCAAAGACAAUCCAUCCAGCGUCUCCGAAGUAAAUUGCUACGGUCAGAACUCAGUACAUAUCGCGGUUGGUGUUGGAAACUUGAAGGUUCUCCAAAUGAUCUUACGGUACGCAGAUGCUUUGUCUCUGAACGCCCAGGACUACGCAAAGGGAAGAGGUCGCUAUGCAGUUGAAUACGCUGCAAUAUCACAGUUUCACAUCGGUUACCGCGAUACAGACAAUGUUGAAUGCAACUGCUGUGAUAUUUUGGAUGCAUUGCUUCAGGCUGACUGUGCUUUGUACCCAUCAUUCUUUCUCAGCAUCUUUUUUGGGUGUACCCGAAGUGAAGAGGGGGGCACGGCUGAUUGUGCCUUGAGGAAAGUCAUGCUCUGCUUGAAAGAAAGACGUCAGAGACUUGGAGAGUACGCAAAAAAGCACCUCGCGCCAACACAAGCCGUAGCAUUUGGUAUUUAUGGCACUAGCGUGCUAGACGAGGCUGCUGGAGACGUCCAAACAGCAUUAGAAGAACGCUCCAUCUCGAUUCCCACCUCUUUAAGGCCCGCUGCUGAUGCUACUGGAUGGGACAACAGUUUGGGAGAGACAGUGGUACAGGCAGCGGUUACCAUUGCCGACGUUAUCUGGUUUUGUGAUUUUUGGGCGAUAGCUGAGGAGUCGCAGCCUUGGGCUAAUUCCUCAAAGCCAACGCCUGUCCUUAAAUUGAUAUUAAGAUACUUAACCUUCACUGCUUUAGGUCUUCGUCAUAGCUGUUGCCGGCUGGCACAAAGCGAGGGAAUCCAAUACUGGGAUAGCGAAGAAGUAGAUGAAGUUCUUGAAGAACAAAAGGAAGACAUCCUCCGUCUUGAGGAACUUCUUGAGGAGCUGAAGCAAGAUUACGAGGAAAGUCCUGACUUAGGUACAUUCGUCGACGGUUACUGGGAACCAAAGGUGGGCACGGCGAUAGACGAACUGAAUGCGAGAAAGCUGGACGAGGACGAUAUGAAAGCGGCUCGAGAACUUGGCGUUACAUGGCACUCUUUCGAGAAUGAGAUCGAAGAAAGGGAUUAUUCGCGAUCUUCAGAUUUGGACUAUUGGAUGGAGAAGCUGAAUACCAUUGUUCCAGAGCCGGAUUCAGACAGCGAUAUUCCAAUGGCACCGGACCUUCCGGUACGCGAUCCAUGA
Messenger RNA from Colletotrichum gloeosporioides, 1461 nucleotides. RefSeq lists its product as uncharacterized. Lineage: Eukaryota; Fungi; Ascomycota; Sordariomycetes; Glomerellales; Glomerellaceae. The transcript is spliced from 4 exons. Bases 1 to 1461 code for a protein of 486 amino acids. The record is from RefSeq and is a predicted model, not a curated record.